AUGAACGUUCGUUUAAUUCUCCUGGGCCUUUUCGUUGUACAUCAUGGAGGAGCUGAUCUUUUCACAUCCAUGGCUGACCUUCAACGACUACUUCAGAUGGAAAAGGACAUACCGAGAGUAAUCGAAAACUACAUUCAAUCUGAAAACGAUCGUUUAGAGAACUUGAAGAAGUAAAAUCCCACUGCAAUUUCUAACUUUUUAUUCUUAGGAUGGUCCAGAAAUAUCGGUCCAAGAAUUCGAAUGUUGAGAAAAACAUGGAAUACGCAUCAAAUCCAGUUAAUGCCUUCAGGAUGAUUAAAAGAUUAUCAGACACAUGGAAGACACUUCAAGAAAAGAUGAGAUCUGACAGAACGGAGGAGUUUAUACAGAACAUUUCUUAUGCUGGAAGAGCCCAUCUUCCAGAGCAAGAAGACCUGAGUGGCGCAGUUGUGGGAUUACUAAGACUACAAGACACUUACAGACUUGAUACAAAAGACUUGGCUAAUGGAAAAGUCGGGAAAGUACAAACAAGCAGAGGAAUGACAGGUAGAGUGUAUACGGCUUCCAAUUAAAGUAAUGUUUCAGCUCAGGAGGUAUUCGAUGUGGGGCGAAUCUCGUACAAUGCGGAGGAUUACUACCACACCUUAAUGUGGAUGGAAGAAGCUCUAGAGCGUGCUAAGAAGGAAGACCCCCCAACCAUCGGCGAACACGAUAUCCUCGAAUAUUUGGCCUUUGCAUACUUUAAGCAAGGGAAUGUAAAGCAUGCGCUCAUUGCUACCGAUCGUCUUUACAAGUUAUGGCCCGAACAUCCUCGUGCCAAGGGUAACAUAAAAUGGUACGAAGAUCAAUUGGCGGCUGAUGGAGUGAAGAGAAGCGACUUCAGGAAGAAUCCAGGCCGAGUCUCCAACCCCAGACCUAACGACGGGCUCGAGCUUGCUGAGAGGAAUAUAUACGAAGCACUAUGCCGGAAUGAAGUUCCAGUGGUGAGUCGUUGAACACAAUAUUGAAUAAAAUUAGAGUGUAAAAGCAACCUCGCAACUGUACUGUUACUACAAACGAGACCGUCCCUUCUUAAUCAUUGCGCCUUUCAAAGUGGAAAUACUUCGCUAUAACCCUCUGGCAGUCUUAUUCCGUGAUGUAAUGAGUGACGACGAGGUUAGUGUAAUCCAGUCCUUGGCGUCUCCCAAACUUGCUAGAGCAACCGUUCAGAACAGUGAGACCGGUCAGUUGGAGACAGCUUCUUAUCGUAUCAGUAAAAGGUGAGUAUUCUUCUAUCGUGGACACUUUUCAAAUCUCCUUUCAGCGCUUGGCUCAAGGCCACCGAACAUGAAGUUGUUGACCGAGUGAAUAAAAGAAUUGAUUUGAUGACAAAUCUGGAACAAGAAACUGCGGAAGAAUUGCAGAUUGCUAAUUAUGGAAUUGGUGGGCAUUAUGAUCCUCAUUUCGAUUUUGCCAGAGUAAGUAUACUGUACUUUUUCAUAAUUGUUUAUUUAGAAAGAAGAAACCAAGGCCUUCAGUGACCUCGGUACUGGAAAUCGUAUUGCAACCGUCCUCUUCUAUGUAAGUUUUGAUGUUUAAAACCACAUCCCGACUUUUCGGGUCGACGACAGUCCGAGUCAAAGUCGAUCGAUACGGGGGGCGUAGGGCACGUGGAUACCUCUGUGAUAAGCUAUCCUAGGACCCGAUGACUCUUAUUAUUUCUACUAACUGAGCCCUAUCCUAGUCCCCUGAAAACUAAUAUUGUAAUACAGAUGACUCAACCACAAACUGGAGGCGGAACUGUAUUCACUGAAUUGAAGACGUCUGUAAUGCCUUCCAAGAACGAUGCUCUCUUCUGGUACAACCUCUACAGAAGCGGUGAGGGAGAUCUCCGCACUCGGCAUGCUGCUUGUCCCGUACUUUUGGGAGUCAAAUGGGUAUCCAAUAAAUGGAUCCACGAGUUAGGUCAAGAGUUUAGACGGCCAUGUGGACUGAGGCCAUCCGACCAAGAACGUUUCGUUGGUGAUCUGGGAGGACCGGAGCCUCGAUUCUACGCCAACUUGAGAUCUUAG
Bursaphelenchus xylophilus (pine wood nematode) is the source of this 2030-nucleotide messenger RNA. The record is from the annotation of a GenBank genome assembly. Lineage: Eukaryota; Metazoa; Nematoda; Chromadorea; Rhabditida; Aphelenchoididae.